AUGGCCUGUGACGAAUUGGUUGUCACCUCUCUUCCGUUGCCGAGAGAAACGGGCCUCUGGGUCCGACACAAGGAAGCAGGCAAGCUCGAACAGCCGAGAGCAACGACGACUUCGGACCGACACAAGAAGCCAGUCCAGUUCAGACGGCUGAGAGCAACGAAGUCUUUGGUCGGACGCAAGGAAACAGUCCUGCUCGGACAGGCGAGAGCAACGACGUCUUUGGGUCCGACACAAUUUGGGCCCGACACAACGAAGCAGUCCAGCACGGAAAACUUUUCUCCCAGUCACGUGGGCGAUGAUGUUACGCACCAUUCUUUCGGGCUGCUGGCCGUCGGACUCGUGGUGUGA
Messenger RNA from Drechmeria coniospora, 348 nucleotides. RefSeq lists its product as uncharacterized. NCBI's taxonomy places the organism in Eukaryota, Fungi, Ascomycota, Sordariomycetes, Hypocreales, Ophiocordycipitaceae. The record is from RefSeq and is a predicted model, not a curated record. Bases 1 to 348 code for a protein of 115 amino acids. The transcript has a single exon.